AUGGAUUUGAUCAGGAAAGCCAGCGCCAAAGCCAGCGAGCUUCAUCACCGCAGCAUGUCGUUUUGUGCCCAGACCCUUCAGUGGAGGUUAUCGACCGCGUCAUGUAUUUACGUGAUCAUAGCGAACUCACUAUACUGGACUUUCGUAUUUUGUGCUGACAUGUACUAUCAACGGUGGCUGCUUGAUGCGCUGACGAUGUUCCUUACUUCCGAACUGCUUAUCAUCCCCUUGUUUUCAGUUUACCAUCCACUGUUGAAAUUGUUGGAUUAUAGACGGCCUGAAGGGGCAGUAAAAGAAAGACCAGCUUCUGAAUAUUCCAAUUCCCGUUCCCUUUUAAAGCAGGUCUUCAGGGUAAUCAUCAUGGCUCCGUUCAACAAUUUGAUCUGUCCGCUGCUACGGUUAGUUCAGUAUAUCAUUUCGAACAAAACCGUGAAAGUGUUUAUUCUGGCCGCCUGCUUCGAAAUAAAGAUACUGAUCGCCCGUUUUGAAGAAGACAAAGCGUGUUUGCUCGCUUAUGCUGCAGUCCUGUUGGUCCUCGUCUCUCCUCCGUGGAAGUACUAUCAAGUAAAUCAGAAGAUAAUCGGCACAAUAUCCGGCUGCCUAAGCUCAAUCAAAUCACUGUUCGUUACUAAACUUGCUCGACCGACGUUUUAUUUCGUUUUCAAAUUUUCUUAUUGUUUGCGGUAUGUAUUUUGUGGAUGGUGGCUGUUGCCACUGAUCGCCUGGUUCAGAAGAAGCGUCGUCGAUCCGCUGUGGCAGGGCUGCACGUCGUGCUGUGUACUGCUGAAGUACUAUGCGUGCGGUGGAUGGAUUCCGUCCGUGAAACACAGACUCUUCUUUCUGUACACCGGCUUUGUUUCGUUUGUUAAUUACCGGAUUGCCUGUCCGGUAGUCGCUUUGUGCUGCUCUGUCAAAAUCUGGCUGGUUUACAUUAUUACACUUCGGUGGCUGAUCGAUCUGGUCCAUUUGUGCUUGGAAUCGCUAAAAGCCGCCUAUCGAAAGCGUUGCUUACCCCGCCUCCAUCAGUGCUCAGCGGCUGUCAUUAGCGUCUGGUGGACAGUGUACUACGUGUGCUCCGGAAUGUGGCUGGUGACCGUUGUCAGGCGCUGCCAACAGCUCUCGCGCGCGUAUUCGACUCACGUUGUGACUGCGUUGUUGCGUGCUGCCAAAUACACGUUCUACGGCAUUUGGUUCGUUGAUCUGUGCAUGUACAUAAAUGCGUCCAUUUUGUCGUUGGUGUCGCGCAUGCAUCAACAAUUGCUGAUGCCCCUGUCGUUGGCCGUCGAGGCACAUCUGUACUCGCUGGGACACCGCACUGUCAUCUUGUCCAAAACGACGCUGCUGCAGCUGAAAGUGUUUUUCUUCUACCGCCUUCUUUUACCCGGAUUCUACUCCACCAUACUUAGCAUCUUCCUUAUUCUUCAGGCGAUCUACGCUAGCGUGCUCGCGCCGUUGUCGCUGAUGAUUUUUGAUGCAGUCAAACGCUUCUGGCUUUCUUCCGGCCGAGAUGCGAUGCAGAAAGUAGUCGCUGUUUUGCCGGAGCGAUCGUUCUUCGUUGAAGAUAGCGAUUCGGAACUCAAAGACUUUCUGCCGGAUGAGGCUGAAGAAGCCAACAGUGGUUCUCGCCGAUCUUCUGUAUCGUCCUCUUCCUCGAAGUCGAUCUAUGACUAUUUGACGGAAACACGGUCUUUGCCGACUUCAAACGAAGUUAAAAGCUCGAAUCGGAGUUCUGUAGAGUUUGAGAGGGAGUACAGUAUCGCUGUCUCUGAGAGCGAAACUUCAUAUUCGGACGAAGAAGAUGCGGAAUUACGUCUUUUGUCGUCAUCGUCGAAGCAGGCGUCACUGAAGUCCGUUUCUUUUAAUGGAGGCAGUGACAUGAGGGAAAAUUCUCAGGUGUCUCCGUCAUCCACCGACUCUCUGUUUAAUAUGGAGUUUCAAGAAGAGAUGACGCCAAUUGGAUCGUCUUCUUUGAAUCCUCGGUCGAUCUUUUCAUCCAGCAGCGAAAGCGCGUUGAACAACUGUUCACGGAAAAAGUCAUCGGGCGGCGCUGACAAUAGCUCACUUUCUCACGGCGCUUUCCUCCAGCAGAGCGGUUCGUUCGAUGUCAAGUUGGAUCCAAGGAACCAAGAAAUAGAUGGUACGGUUCACAGCGACUUUGAGCUGCUUGAGCCUGAUUCAGACAGUAGCAGUAACAGCAGCUGA
Molecule: messenger RNA, 2202 nt
Organism: Soboliphyme baturini
Lineage: Eukaryota; Metazoa; Nematoda; Enoplea; Dioctophymatida; Soboliphymatidae
Source: the annotation of a GenBank genome assembly